UCUGUAAUUACGGAUUUAAAAGUUAAUUCUGUAAUUUUGGUCUUCAGACAGUCAGUCUGCUAAAUGUGCCUUUGUUCUGUUGUUUAAAUUAUUUUAUUGGCAAUUGGUUUUAGUUUAUAUAGACUUUACUCAUUUUACUGUUUAUUUAUAGUAGUCUAAUGACUGAAUGACAGAACUGCAGUCUGCAGAAUGGUAAAACCUUGAAUAUUACAAUAUACUGAUAUAGUAUGAAGUGCAGUGCAGUAGACUAUGAGGAAUGAUGGAGUAUGAAAAACUCAUUGAGGAUCCCUUAUUGAAGAGAGCCUUUCAUGCAUGGUGGAUUUAUAAUAACAAUAUAUAUCUUCAUGGUGGUGUUGACAAAUACAACAGUUUAAAGGAACCAUUUGAGGAUGUGGUGGAAAUACAAUUACCAUCUAAAUCUGUUCAACCGGCCAAAUGCAAAAAUUUUGGUCCAAGAAAAUCUCAUCACAGAGCCAUUAUUAUUGAUGAAAAAUGGGUCUGUCUUAUCGGAGGUUGGGAUGGACGACAGAGAACAUCGACAGUUCAUGCAUUGAAUAUGGAAACAUUUGAAUGGACAAAUUUAUCUGUUGAUGCACUGUGCUCACCUCCAGUUGGGUUAAGCGGUCAUACCUGUACAAAAGUUGGCCUCCGAGAAAUUAUCAUAAGUGGAAGAGAAGGUGGAGUAAGAAUGCAACGUCGAUAUGGUAGUGUUUAUAAGCUUACUGUCAAUAUUGAGAAUUUGUCAUACAAUUAUAAGGAAUUACCAAUACAUAUUUCAUCAAGGUCUGGUCAUGUUUCUUGUUUACUUGAAAAAAAUUCAAUGUUGAACCUAAUUGUGGGAGGCGGUAGGGAUUCUGACUCUGCAGAAAUAGUUGGAACGUGGCCAAAGAAACAAAUAAAUUUUUCACAUAAUGUUCAUGAAUUGGAACUGAGAUUAAAAGCACAUUUGCCUUCUCAGAGAGUGGAAACCCAAAAGAGGCCAGUUGCUAAUUUAUUGAUUCCCACCAAACCACGUAGUCUUCGCUACCAUGCUGCAAUUGAAGCGGGUUGCUUAUGUCUUGUACAUGGGGGAGAAGUAUUUGGAAGAGCCCGCGAUACAAUUUCGGGAGAUAUUUUUGUCCACAACAAUGUUGCAAGCAAGUGGUGGGUAAAAACUUGUACUGCACCAAUAUUGAAAAGAAUGGGACAUAGUCUGUGGUAUGAUGAUGGAUAUUUAUAUAUAAUAUCAGGCAUUGGUAGUAAUGGUAAAAUACCUGAUGGCUCUGUUGUUUCUAUUCCACUUUGAUCAGUUGAAUCUCUACUGUCAUCUGUUUUAAAAACAUCGAUCUCAUUUACAAGCAUCCUUUUAUGUUCAGAAUGUACUGUAAUGCUCAAAAAAUGUAAUGUGAAUGAAUUAGGAAUAGAAACUACGCUAUAUCAUUCAUGUCAUUUCAAAUAUGCUAGAUGCUAAAAAACCAUCAAGUCAAUACAUAAAAUGUAAUACGAACCACAAUAUGUGUUUUAUUCGAAUUUUUCAAGAUGAGUUGAUUUUUAUCGCAUUUCUUUAUUUACACAAAUUCACUGUAGUGUUAACGACUAUUUAAACAUCUAGGUUUUUACUGUUUUAUGCGGUGUGAUACUGGGUUUUAUUUCACCUAUUUUAUUCAAAUAUCUAUACAAUCACUGUACUUCUUUUCAG
Molecule: messenger RNA, 1678 nt
Organism: Styela clava
Lineage: Eukaryota; Metazoa; Chordata; Ascidiacea; Stolidobranchia; Styelidae
Product: kelch domain-containing protein 9-like
Molecular function (GO): cyclin binding
Source: RefSeq, a predicted model, not a curated record